UCCAAGCCAGAAGCAAUAUGGUAUGAUGUCAACUUGUCACCCUUGGUUUGUUCUCCCAUCGCUCCUCGCCAUGGGAAUCAGAGCCUAGAGCAGGAAGUGGCUCAAGAAGAAGGAACAAGCCAGGCCUUGAAAGAGGAGGCCCAACGGAGGGAGACAGCACUGCAGCAGCUGCGCACAGCUGUGAAAGAGCUUUCAGUGCAGAACCAGGACCUUAUUGAGAAGAAUUUGACGCUCCAGGAACACCUGCGCCAGACCCAGCCAGGGUCUCCAUCUUCACCAGAUACAGCCCAGCUAGCAUUUGAGCUGCACCAGGAAUUGGCCAGUUGCCUUCAAGAUCUGCAAGCUGUCUGCAGCAUCGUGACUCAGAGGGCCCAGGGCCAUGACCCCAAUCUCUCUCUGCUCCUCGGCAUCCACUCCGCACAGCAUCCCAGGACUCAGCUAGAUUUGCAGAAGCCGGAUGUGAUCAGGAGGAAACUAGAAGAGGUUCAACAACUACGCCGUGACAUCGAGGACUUACGGACCACCAUGUCAGACAGAUACGCCCAGGAUAUGGGAGAAAACUGUGUCACACAGUGAGGAAUGUUGGGGGUGGGGCAGGCUCUGUUCCUCCAGGGGGGAUUUGGUCUAUGAGCGCCCAGUCCAGUGGGUCCUGCCCUGAUAAUCUCUUGCCUCCUGUCUGCUGCUAUUCCCAAAGAGAAGAGGCAAAGGGGAGAUAAGAGCCUGCAUCUGGGGCCAACCACCAGUUAGAGAACUAUCUGCCCCUCCUCCACACUGGCUUUGCCUUGUUGGAUUGCAUCUGUGCUCUCAUCCUGAUUUACCCUUUGAGGGUGUGUUACUAAUUACCUUCUGUAGGUUGACUGAUAAGUCCUCUUGCAGACUGUCGCCAGUCCCAGGUUUGCAUCAGAGGCAAAUAGGAUGCUCAUCUACCUUCUCCGUCCUCUGGGAUGGAUCCGCAUUCAUUCCCGCUCUGUACCUUGAUCCUGCUAAAGCCCAGAGUUCAUUAGCGGGACCUGGGAAGACUGAGUACCGGUCACAGUGACCAUUUGAGAACGCUCAGGCGCCCUUGUGUCAGACUUCCUGAGAGUUAAGCUGGCUUUCUGGGUUUCCUCAGGCCCGGUCCUGUUGCUGCUUCCUUAGCACUCUUGUUCUCACAGAAGCCUCAGGGCAAUCUGUUGGCAAAGUACCCACUAAAACUGGGGCUUAGGGAUUAUAGUGAGGGCGCCUUCAUCUGUGCUACCAUGCCAUUUUAUAGGAGACCCCAUUCUCCAGCUGCCCUUUGUCUUUGGGGUCCUGGUCAUGUAGUUAACAUACCCCACCUACCCCCUUCUUUGUUCUCAGGCCUCCUAGGUAACCCCCUUCUUGGGCUUUGACAAAGUAUAAACUCCUUUCUAUGGUUCUGGGUUUGGGCAGAAUUUUCCCCCAGAAUGCUAUAGGGCAACUGUUAAGCUGCUCACCCCAUCCCCCUGGGGCUAGGUCAGUGCUCUGCCCUCUCGUGCCUCUCAUUUAAGGGCUGGGGUCAUUUCCCUUUCCUGCUCUGGGUUGCGUGACAAUUCAGAGUACCUUGGAUAUAUUGACCUUAAGAUAGAACUUCCAGUGUUUUCUGGGGUUUUUUGUUUUUUUUUUCUGGGGCUUUUGGACCCUGUGUUUUCUGGUAUUUUCUUGCCUCCUUGUUUAGGGAGCAUCUCACACAUACUUGUUUGUGUCUGGUCAUUGGGCUGGCCCAGAGCUCCUCUAGAUCUUGUGCUGGGCCAAGCAGGGCCUACAAAUGUAGGUAUGGGAGCAGUUCAGGAGCCCAGAAUCACCCACUGAGAUUCUUGCAAAGCUUCAGCCUGUUAGGCAGCAUCCUGGACCUCAUUCCUAGACUUGAAUGAGACUCCUUAAGUGUUUUUACAAGUUUGUGUUUUAUUUAUGGAGUGACUUAUCCCUUCCAUUCAGAACAGCUCCACCCAGCUGUCCCCUCAGCCUCUGGGCUCCUGCCUCUUAAAAGCAGAGCCGCCUGGCUGGUCUCCACCCUGUGUUGGGAGCCCAGCCACCAUGCUCACGGGUAUUUUUCCUCAUAAAGUUUAUAAGCAGUUAUUUAUAUGAAUCCUUGUUAUGUCAACUGGUUUGUAUUGCCUAUUUUGAUUACAAAAUAAAAUAUUUAACAGA
Talpa occidentalis (Iberian mole) is the source of this 2148-nucleotide messenger RNA. RefSeq names its product centrosomal protein of 85 kDa-like. The annotation marks the transcript as partial. The record is from RefSeq and is a predicted model, not a curated record. NCBI's taxonomy places the organism in Eukaryota, Metazoa, Chordata, Mammalia, Eulipotyphla, Talpidae. Gene Ontology annotation, cellular component: centrosome. The transcript is spliced from 3 exons.